Molecule: messenger RNA, 4273 nt
Organism: Mya arenaria
Lineage: Eukaryota; Metazoa; Mollusca; Bivalvia; Myida; Myidae
Product: GATOR complex protein WDR59-like
Exons: 27
Coding region: 30-3029 (999 amino acids)
Molecular function (GO): protein binding
Source: RefSeq, a predicted model, not a curated record
UUCAGAUUUACGACAUUUAGAGGAAAAAAAUGUCGCAAUGGGGUGGAAACAUUUCUGUCGAUUUUGGAGAUUUGCAGGCAAACACAAUGGGUGUGGACUGCUUGGGGAAGUGGGCCAUACUUCCUGGGCGUCGUGUCCUAGCCAUGGUGAAUUUGGAUGACCCCACAGAAAAUGUACACCGUCUGACACGCACCAGUAAAUACGACAUAAGUUGCGUACAGUGGAAUCCCCAUGCGUCGCAUGCACACCUCUUCUCUACAGCAUGUAUGCAGAAGCUGGAGCUUUGGGCGUGGGACGAUAGCUUUGCCAAGCAGGUCUGCUCCAUGAAGGCGCACUCCAGAAACAUUAGUAACAUUGACUGGUCGCCGUUUGACGUGAAUGUUAUAGCCUCAUGUUCUGUUGACACUUUCACCAUGCUUUGGGAUGUGAGGGACCCAAAGCGACCAACUGCAUCUUGCCAGAGUGUCUGUGGAGCCUCUCAAGUGAAGUGGAACAAGGUUACGAACAACCUGUUUGCCACGGCUCAUGAGGGUGAUGUUAGGAUCUGGGACCCAAGGAAACUGAACCAGCCUGUAGUUUACCUGACUGCCCACUUGUCCAAAAUUCAUUGUAUAGACUGGAACCACUUGAACGAACAACGAUUUUCCACGGCUAGCCAUGAUUGCUCGGCUAAGUUCUGGGAGUACACAGACCACCGACAGGACAAGGGAAUGCUGAAGUCUGGAUCGCCCGUCUGGAGGGCAAGGUUUACACCAUUUGGAGAUGGCCUGAUAACUGUGGUGAUGUCUACGCUGCGUCGAGGGGAGAAUAGCCUGUACAUGUGGAAUAACAUGAAUCUCAAGGCGCCCGUACACCAGUUUGUGGGCCACACCGACGUUGUCAUGGAGUUUGCUUGGAGGAAAAAAGAUGAGGGUGAGCGUGACUACGAGUUGGUGACAUGGUCACGUGACCAGAAUCUGAAGAUCUGGCAAGUGGACCCUGUUCUACAGAGGCUGUGUGGUCAUGAUGCUGUAGACUGUUCUGAAAAUGAAACUACACUCAUAGAAUUAAAUGAGACACCAAAAGACAAUUCCCAGGAAGCAACAGUAGCCAGCAUUUCUAUAAAUAGCAUCCAAUCAGAUCAGAGGACUAUGACUUUGAGUCAGGAAUUCUCAUUGGUCAACAAGUACAUUCCAAAUGUCACCAUUGAAAAGUUGGACAGUGAGGAAAGACAGUGUUCGGUUUCCAUCAGUGGUGGGAAACACAAGGCUGAUGUGACAAUCUCCUUCCCAAUGAAUUAUCCCAAUAUUGCGCCACCUUGCUUUGAAAUUGCUUCUCCUACUGGACUAUCCACAAGUCUCAUUAAGAAACUACACAGGGUGCUGACGGACACAAGUCAGAAGAGUGUGAAGAAGAAUCUCAACUGUUUGGAGCCGUGUAUCCGACAAGUAGCAACAGCCUUUGAAAAUAUGACUCUGGAGGAGCGCAAAACGCCGGACACCGACGUGUUCCCACCAAUACCCACCAGUUACCAUCCCCAACACACUGGGUACAUCCAGCCCCUGCCAUUCUCCGCCUACCAAGACUUCCAGAUACCCUUCCCAAGGACCUGUGGGGCUCAGUUCAACUCUGCUGGGCUGCUUGUGUUAUUUGCAAGAUCUAAGGAAGCCAAUAAAAUCUCUGAAAAGACUCCGAAAGCGUUAUCAGAGCUGGCAACAAUGUCCUCCACAAACCGUGUACGAAAUUCUCAGAGCAGCUCGGGGUUUGCAAUGUACUCACGUAGUCCACCGACGCCAAAACAGGAGCGAAUGUCUGUUGGACAGUGGUACACCAUACAGUCAAAGCGACAGAGGACAAAGUCUCGGACAUUCAAGGAUCUUCAGGAGGCUAAGGACAAGGUGCCGAAGGAUAAGAAGAAGAAAUCGGUGAAACUUGAGCCUGUCCGAGUGUAUGAUACACUCUGUCUCCUCCGUGUUAAUAGGGAGCUCGGCGAGAAAUACAGGCUGGAUACAGGCAACAUCCCGGCCAUGUGUGAACACAACAAACUUGAGGCUGCAGCUGUUGGCAGGAAGGACCUUGUCAGGCUGUGGUCCCUAAUACCUGUGAUGUGUAGCCCCAAUCUGGCUCCGUCCCCAAACCCAGAUGAUGGAACCCCAUGGGCCCAGAGACCCUUCGGCAGAAACAUGUUGCAAUCCCUCAUGGAGCACUACCGGAAGACCUUUGAUGUUCAAACCCUGGCCAUGUUAAUCUGCGUGUUCUGGGAUAGGAGACACUUUAAUCUUCAAGCUAUCACAUCCAGUGGUCAGAGCCUUAAAAAGUCUGCUUCAAAGGUCUCGCUUGACUAUGUUCCUGCUAAUAGCCAAGAAACAAAGUUUGGCAGUACAGACAGCUGGAAUUUGUUGCCUACAACAGAGGAACUUUACCCACCCCGUCCUGGCUUACUGUCCCCAGUAACAACUUUUUCAUCUCCCAUGGCAACUGUUGCCAUGACAACUAAACCUAAACACUUAUUCUCUAGAGCCAUGGUGAAGUUGCGCCGUUCCAACAGUUUCAACGAUGUGUCUUUCGAGGACUACAGAUUUGCGGAUGAAAUUGAACCAAAAGAAAAGCGAGAAGAACAGGAAAGAAAAUUGCAUGAAAACAACUGCAGACUGCUGGACCCAAGCAUGUAUGUGCAGUACGACCAUAUUCUGAAGAUGUAUGCUGACAUUCUGGCCCGGUGGGGAUUGCGCAAUCAGGCUGUACAUAUCAAGAAACAUGUGACAAUACCACCGGAACCACAUGCUGGAAUAGUCGACUCGACAGGAUGCAUUGAGUUUGGUGUGAAUUGCUUCUACUGCAAGGCUGAUGUACGGGGUGUGAAGUGUGGCUCGUGUAAAAACCAGGCCUUCCGUUGCAUUAUCUGCCAUACUGGAGUCAGAGGGGCAUCCAAUUUCUGUCUGAACUGUGGCCACGGGGGCCAUGCUAGUCACAUGAGGGAAUGGUUCAAAACUGAAAUCAUGUGCCCCACGGGAUGCGGAUGCCAAUGUGCGAAAGGGAACCCAUUCUGAUGAUGGACUUGAACUGUAAACACUGGCGCAGCGCUUGUGAGAUGCUGGAGUGGUUUCAGGUCGAGAUCAUGUUGGUACAACAUCAUGUGCCCAACUAGAUCCAGGGUAUGGAUGCCAAUGCAUGAAGUGGAACACAUGUUAAUCAUUGAAUAAUGGACAGGAGAGCCAUGCUAGUCACAAUGGGAGAUUGGUUCUGGGCUUAGAUCCUGUGCCCCACUGAACGGAACCCAUUUGUGGACACAGGAGUAUGACUUGUCUCAUGAAGGAGUGGUUUCCGAGCGAAUUUGGUUCAAUCACAGUUUUGACUUUUCCAAUUGAAAAGAUGAAGAUGAUGUGAGUGGAAUCAACAUGGUGGCUUAGCCUUUUGUAUUUAUUGUGCUUGUAAUGAAAAAAAUAAUCUGUUUAAACACAUGAUUAUGUUAAAAAAAGAAGAAAAGUUAUAGUGUUGUUCAAUAUUGAGAUUUCAACCAUGUCGCUAUAUUAAUUGGCAUGUAAUGAAUUGAUGUGGUCUCAUUGUCCAUAAUUUGAUUACCGGGAUAGUUUACCCUUAUCGAAGAAUAUCAAGUAUUAUUUGUAAGAGAAAAUAUCUUUUUGCUGGAUGAUGCACUAAUAAACUUUGGACAAACAGCCUUGGACAAGUGGUAAAGCAUAGUUGGAGACAAGUUCCAAGUGAUAAUUUCCUUACUGAUGUUCAGUGGUUGAAAUUUGAACAAGCCUUUAAAAGUUAAAAUGCUCUCCGGGCUGUCUCAAAUUCUUUAUUUAAUGGGACAGGGCUUGAUGCCAAGCACUAGUGUAAGAAUAGGGGCUUGUCCAUCAAAAUGUCUAAUAUUGAUGAAUGAGUAUUUGCAUUUCAUUUGAACAUGAAGCAAUAUUCAUAAAGCAUCUUUGUGAAGAUUUUCAACUUAAAAAAAUGCUUGAAUGUAAAGAAAACUAGCAAUGUUUUAUACACUCAAAACAUGAAAAAAAAGCAAAAAAAUUCCAAGAUAUAUGAAUAAAGUUGAUGUAAAAUGGAGCGUUUUUAACACAUUCUUUGUUAAAAAAAUUGAAAAUUUCUACUAAGUUGGAUAAUUAUUUACCAAAAGGCUUGUUCAAUACGGACCGUGGUGUACACAAAUCAAGGGUUGACUGUUUGAUACAAUUUAUGAAUGUGUUUUCUAAAGAUGUGCUGCCGACUCCCAAGGCAAUUUUGUUACUGUUUCUGUGAUAUUUGUUAUUCCAAAAUAAAAGAUUAAAUAUAAAAUGAU